Akanthomyces muscarius is the source of this 13038-nucleotide messenger RNA. RefSeq lists its product as uncharacterized. The coding region runs from base 1 to 13038 and encodes 4345 amino acids. The record is from RefSeq and is a predicted model, not a curated record. Gene Ontology annotation, cellular component: cytoplasm. The transcript has 2 exons. Lineage: Eukaryota; Fungi; Ascomycota; Sordariomycetes; Hypocreales; Cordycipitaceae. Gene Ontology annotation, molecular function: phosphopantetheine binding; catalytic activity. Gene Ontology annotation, biological process: secondary metabolite biosynthetic process; amino acid activation for nonribosomal peptide biosynthetic process.
AUGACGGAGGUUACCGGUUCCAAAGUUGUGCUUGGCUCUACCGAGACUCUGGAAGCGUUUCAAAACUCAAUGAAAUCUUGCACCGGAUUUACCUUCAUUGAUGUAGCGACCAUCACUGACCAAAAGUUCGACGCCGCACCACCGCGGCUUUUGCCGUCCGUCGAGAUAUCUAAAGAUGAUGUUGCCUACAUUCUCUUCACAAGUGGCUCCACGGGAAAGCCCAAAGGUGUCCAAAUUACGCAUGACGCAGCAAUAUGCUCCGUCGCGGCACAGAUCGCAGUCGCAUCGCACUCAUUCGAAUCAGGGCCAUCCAACACCCGCUGGUUCCAGAUGGUAGCCCCAGCGUUUGACAUGUCUGUCACAGAGGUCUUUGCGACCUUGUCCCUCGGAGGUACAUUGUGCUCGUGCGACAGAAAUAUGAUGUUGACAGAUGCAGAGUCAGCAAUCAAUGAGCUGAAUGCGAACGUCACCUUGACUACACCGAGUUUGGCUUCUCUGCUGCGACCUGAAAGGGUUCCUAGCCUUCGCGCGAUAUGGACCGGUGGCGAGAUGCUGAGGAAAGAGAUUGCCACCAACUUUGCUUUUGACGGUGAUCGAGUCAUCGAAAACGGCAACACAUAUUCAAUCAACGGCUACGGGCCGACCGAGACCACCAUCUUCUGCACGAUGGAUCCCAAGGUAUCAGUCAAGACCCGAGUGGCGCUUAUCGGCCCGCCACUGCCAACAUGUUCACUAGUCAUUCUGGACCUGGCCGAGGCAAAGACAGUCAUGCCCAUGGGUUUCGCGGGUGAGAUAGCCAUGGGCGGACCGCAUCUGAGCAUAGGAUAUCUCAAGGACCCCCAAAAGACUGCCGCCGCUUUUAUUGAACUUGAACCUUUCGGUAAGCUGUACCGAACGGGCGAUAAAGGAAGAGUCAUCGUCGGCCCAGAUGGUACCCCUCAGGUGGAAUUCCUGGCACGGUUAUCCUCUGAUCAGGUCAAGAUUUCGGGUAAGCGCGUCGAGCUCGGAGAAAUCGAAGACGGCUUGAAGAACCCUCUCGUCGCUGUUGCCGUGGUGGCGUUGAAGACUGGAGGUCCGGAUGAGAAACAAACUCAAUUGGUUGCCGUCGUCUCUCCCACCGGUACUCACAGCGACAAGGAAAUAAUCGAAAGUUGCAAAGAAAGAGCGCAAAACGUAUUGCAGCCACACAUGCGCCCGACACUAUACUACAUGAUCGACAAACUGCCUCGCUUACCCAGUGACAAGACGGAUCGAAAGACCCUCAGCCGACUUUGCGCAUCGCCAGAGAGCUCAGGAAUGAGACUAAUCAGCGACGAUAGCGCGCAAAGUUCAGCACUGGAUGAAGACACGGCUCCGCUGUCGAGCAUUGUCAUUGACGCCGUCUCCAGAGUCUCUGUCCUGGGAAAGGACAACAUUACAUCUGGAACUACCCUGUUGUCCCUUGGCAUCGAUAGUCUGCGUUCUGUGAGGCUUCUUCAAAUCUUCCGAGAAUCUGGCAUUGAGGGACUACAGGUCACCGACAUACUCACCUCCCGCAACCUCGGCGACCUCAACGUCAAAGCUGAACGACGGCUGGGACAGCCCGCGGCGGCAUCUGAAAGCUUAAACGCAGUAAACACUCUCGUCGAGAAUUUUGAACAACGGCACAGAGCCCAAUGCAUUGAGUCUUUGGGAUACGACAACCAAAGUGUGGUGUCUGUCCUGCCGGCAACCACCUCUCAGGCCGUCACUUUAGCCUCCUACCUCCUCACUGCCGAUGUGGACGGAGCGUCAGCAGUUCCGGGUCUGAAAGCUUACAUUCAGCACACUGUCUUCUAUGUGAAGCCGGAUUUGAUUGCUCAAGAUGUCAUUGAUGCUUGGGUCCGUGUCUUGUCUCGAUACGAUGUUAUGCGGACAGUCUUUGUCCCCGUUGACGACGAUCUUACGCCAUUUGCGCAAUGCAUCUUGUCGCCUGAACAUGAUGCAGCUAUAGUCAAACCUCACCUGUACUAUGUAGAUGGCGAGGACGACAUCCAAAAUUCUAUUACAACGGCCCAAGAUGCGGCUAACAAGGCCAUUACGCUGCAAGAACCGCCUCGACGUCUGUCAGUCCUUCAAACGCCAAGCCGAGCAAUCGUCAUAUUCAGCAUUCUACACUCUAUCUUUGAUGGUGGCUCAGAAGCUGUGCUUUGGGAGGACGUCGAGAGGGAAUGCCUCGGUCAACCAGUAACGGAGAGGACUGGGAUUUCCACCGCGGUCGGUCGACAUUUUUCCCAAGAUAGGGAAGGGGCAUACAAGUACUGGGCGUCGUACAUGGAUGGCCUCACCUCACCACCUUUUCCAUGUCUUCGAAGCACCAUUCCUGGAAGUGCAGAGCUUGGCUGUGGUGGUUUCAGCUUCGUCUCCGAAUUACUGCUGAGCACUGUGACGAGUAAAGCUGCGGCUUUGCAGGUGUCGCCUCUGUCAGUUUUUCAGGCAGCUUGGGCAUACGUGUUGCUCACCUAUACUGGUGAACGUGAUAUUGCAUUUGGCAAUGUUGUCUCGGAUCGCUUCACCGACGACCUGGCCAACUGUUCUGCCCCAGUCCUCACAGUUCACCCCGUCCGAGUGUCCAUGGACGAUGCCAACAAGAAGAAAAAUAUUGACGUCUUCUUGGAAGCAACAAAGCAAAAUGCGGCUGGUCUUUCGCACCUUCACACACCCAUCACAGGAGCGCGAUACGACACUACGCUUGCUCUCCAGAUGUACCUCAACACGGGCAAAGGCGCAAGCUUAUACGACAAGGUCGAGCAUCCUGGCAUGCAAAAUGAUCAGGCCGUCAUGAUUGAGGUCUACCCACAUGCAUCUGGUGUAUUAGAGUUCAGAACAACCUACCAGUAUGCGCUGCUCGACAAUGCGACAGCCUGCUCGAUGCUGCAGGAUCUUGCAACGGUCACUGAGAACAUCAUUUCAAAUCCCGAAAGUCUAUUUUUGGAUCCCACCAUUGGUAGCCCACAGCAAAUUGUUGACGUCCGCCCGCAAGUAAAAGAGCAAGCGCACCUUGGCAGACAACUCUUGCACGACGGUCCCAAAGUUCAACUCACAUACGCAGAGUUAGAUACAAGGUCCGACAUUGUCUCGUCGUUUUUGUCAAGUCGCUUGGGGAAGCAUGGCGGCAAAUAUGUCGUUCCAAUUUGUAUGGAGAAAUGCCCGGAGCUGUACAUUGCCAUCUUGGGUGUCUUGAAGGCCGGCGCUUCGUGGUGUCCCAUUGAUCCAAGCUACCCUGCCUUGCGCCAACGCCUGCUUAUCGAGAAGGCAAACACGGAAACUAUCCUUGCAAGCGAAGCCACAACUUCACAGUUGUCUGGUAUGCUUCAGGCCCCAUUCGAGGCCGUCAACGUCGCGGAUCUGAUCGCGCGGGGUAAUCAAUCCAACGGGCAUCCGUCUGAGCUCCAAGCUUCCUCCACUUUAAGCGCGCGUCCAAUUUCGGAGUCAGACAUUGCCUAUGUUAUUUUCACGAGCGGCACGACGGGUACACCAAAGGGUGUACCGAUCUCACACAAGGCAGCAAGCGUAUCCAUCGACUCAUUCAUCGAGCGCAUCAACGCCGGCAUCGAAUUGACUGGUGAUGAUGUUCAAUACCUGCAAUUCGCACAGUACACGUUUGAUGUAUUUGUCAGAGAUGUUUUUGCGGCGUGGAAGCUCGGCGGGACACUUGUUUCUGCUUCUCGAGACAUCCUUCUUGGGUCGUUCACUGCAUUGGCCAAUAAAGUACAUGCGACGCAUGCGUCAAUGACGCCGACCUUUGCAAGCACUUUGGAGCCUGAGGACUUGAAUACCUUGCGAGUGGUAACCAUGGGAGGCGAGAAAUUACCCCAGUCUCUCGCCGACAGGUGGUUGACGUGUGUGUCCCUUUGCAAUGUGUAUGGGCCGGCAGAAACGGCGAUUAAUUCUACCAUCAACAAUUUGCAACCCAACUCGCGAAGCGGGAACAUCGGUACGGCCCUUCCAGCCGUCGAUGCGUGUGUCAUGGUGUCUGGAUACCCGGUGAUGAGACACGGCCUUGGAGAGCUGGUCAUUGCCGGUGCACAGCUUUCACCUGGGUACUGGGACAGCGAGAACGGCAACGACAAGAAAUUCAGAUGGAACGAGUUCUUGAAGUGUCGUGUAUAUCAUACCGGAGAUUAUGUUCGCCAACUCCUCGAUGGAACUUUUGACUUUGUUGGAAGAAAAGAUGACCUGGUCAAGAUUCGGGGCAUGCGUGUCGAGAUGGGCGAGAUUUCGACUGUGUGUUCCGCGGCCCACGAGUCUGUUGUUCACGCAGAAGUAAUACUCACUCAGCUUCCUAGCUCGACAGGCGACGUUCUGGUCUGCUUCAUUGACUGCGGAAAGCAAGACUCUUCGCAAAAUGAAACCUCCUAUAUACUAGAGACGGAAGAGGCCCAAAGCAUAGCACAAUCGGUCAAGAGACAUGCCAGGACUCAGCUUCCACAACAUAUGAUUCCAGAUAUCUUUAUCCCAUUGAGAACGAUACCGCGUAAUCAAUCCGCUAAAGUCAAUCGCAAACAGUUACUCACGAUCCUUGCCACCGAGUGGUCAGCGGAGCCAACAUCGCAGGCGGAUGCUGAAGAGGUGGAUUCCGAAUGGUACAGCCAACACCAGCCCAUCCUCGACUCGAUUCGAAGCGUCGCCAAGAUCUUUUCAUCUUCUCUAUCAAAAACAACAACGCUUGCUGAGAUUGGCGUUGAUUCAAUCGGGGCAAUCAGGCUGAGCUCAAAGUUGAAGAAUGUCGGGCACACCAUCUCUGCAGUUCAAGUGUUGGACAGUGCAACGAUUGAUGAUUUGAUCGGCCACCUGUCUGUCAAGAGCCAGCCCAACCAAGACUGGGAACCAUUCUUCAAUGAACAACUAGAAAGUUGGAGGCCGCUCGUCGCGAAUUACUUAGACAAGGACCCGAGUCAACUUUAUACGCUUCCGACUACCGUCUUCCAAGACGGAAUGCUAGUAGAGACGCUUAAGAGCCCUACCCUCUAUUGGGGUAGCUUCGCCUGGAAUGUUCCUCCUACCGCUGAUAUUGAGCAAGUUCGCGCAGCCUGGGAGCGCGUUUGCAAGUCCCACGACAUUUUAAGACUAAGUCUUCUUCCCACAGCGCUCCUGGAGCAGCAAGAGCAUGCAAAGCGCCCUGAGUCGUCGACCAUGUUUCUCCAGGUAAUUCACAACGAAGUUGCAGUAAGCUGGGAAGAAUCAACUGCAGAGUUCGAUGAUUUGCAGCUAUCGAUCAAAGCGAUCCGGGACAAAUUCGCAGCUGCGCAGCACAACAAGACCUUUUCUUCUCCCCUUUGGCAGGUUAAUAUUCUUUCACACCAGGAUCGCAAAGUGAUGGUUUUAACAAUUCAUCAUUCUCUGUACGAUGGAGAUAUGAUAAACCAUCUAAUGAACGACGUUGCCGCCGCGUACACCUCCGGCAAGGCCCUUGGCGAACGCUGUCAGGCGGCAGAGGCGCUUAGCAGGCUGAUAUUGCGAACUGACAAGUCGGCUGCCGCAAAAUUUUGGCACGACUGUCUGGGCCCCUUUGCGCAGCCAGAAGAUCUCGACGACGCCGAGUCCAGCAGUGUGGAAGCAGCUCCGAAGCAGAUCCGGCAUCGUACCACUGAAAUGAAAUCGACGAAUCUGACCUCCAAGCUCGCUGCAUUGGCGCGACGAUUAGGAGCAACAUCCCUAGGCCCUCUCUUCCGUGUUGCCUUUGGAUCUAUGCUUGUCGAGCACCGCGAGUCUGAGAGCGUCCUAUUCGGUGAAGUGCGUUCUGAGAGGCUGAUGAAUUCGCGCCUCGUAGAUGCCAUGGCUCCAUUGUCGGCAACAUAUCCCGUUCCAUUUAAACCUGGCGGCAGCCUGAAGGAGUUGGUCCUGAAACAACAGAGCCUGGUAAUGGAAGGCAUCCGACAUGGGCCUCCCGAGUCUACUCAAGUGCGCAAGACUCUGCGUAGAGGUCAAAAAGAGGCUCUCUACCCAGCCAUCUUCGUCCUACAUCCCCACAACCAAGAUGGCCGCGGUAGCUCUGCACCCUGGCGCGAAAUCAAAGAUGUCUUGGAUCCUGUGGUGGACCACGAAUUCGCUCUCAAUGUGUUCGAGAACGGCGAUGACACCAUCACCCUUUCCCUGUCUGUCGAUGAGACGCUGAUGACCUCGGACCUACAGAAGCUUUUCCUGCAGCAGCUCGACGCAUUGGUCAUUGCCUUUGAAGCCGCCACCCCGGAUACAAGCUUGAACCAGCUCACAGAGCAAUUUCCUUCCAGUCUCCUUUCGAUUUGCUCUUCAAAGGUCGUGGCUCAGUACCCACCCAUUGUUGGGCCCGUAUCCUACGUUGAGACAUGGGCUAAGCAGCAUCCAGACUGGAAGGCGGUCGAGGUCGCUACGCACUUCUUGGACGAUGGCAGAAUUCUCACCGAGUUCUGGAACUACGAGCAAUUCAACCAGGUUGCUAACCAAAUCGCAAAUCUCAUCAUCAGCUUCGACAUUGCCGGUCGAGCUGUCGGCGUCUCUCUGGAUCGUUCUCUGAUCGCGUUCGCCGUAAUCAUUGGCAUCCUGAAAUCCGGGUGCACAUAUGUUCCUAUCGAAAUGUCACUGCCUGCGGAUCGCAAGUCGUUCCUGCUCAAAGACAGCAGCGCCGCCCUGGCGUUCGUCUGUGACGACACUUUCGACGAAGUGGAACUGCCGGUGGACACGCUUCUGCUCGACGUAAAAGACAAAUCCUUCCUGGAAGAUGUGGCUACUAGAGACACUUCAAACAUUCCCGAUACUCACCCGGCAGAUCGCGAUGCUUACCUGCUAUACACAUCUGGCUCCACAGGUGCCCCAAAGGGCGUUCGAGUCAGCAGGCAGAACUUGAGCUCCUUCAGCAGCUCAUGGGGAGAGUUUAUCGGCGAUGUGUGCCCCAAGUCUCUGGAGCUUGGAGGUGUUGGUAAAUUCCUCAAUUUGGCCAGCAGGGCGUUUGAUGUCCACAUCGGAGAGAUGUUUCUAGCGUGGCGGUUCGGCCUCUGCGCGGUCACUGGCGAACGCUUGUCAAUGCUUGAUGAUCUUCCGCGAACAUUGAAGGAGCUGAACGUGACGCAUACGGGCAUCGUUCCGUCUCUUUUAGAUCAAACUGGCUUGCUUCCUGAGGACACUCCGCAUCUUGUCUAUCUCGCGGUCGGAGGAGAAAAGAUGACACCCAAGACGCAACAGAUCUGGGCGUCGUCGGCAAACGUUUCUCUGGUGAAUGCCUACGGACCAACAGAAGUCACGGUCGGUUGCACUGCGGCGCUCAUUUUACCAAACUCCGACACCCGCUGUAUUGGUAAUCCUUUGGGCGAUAGUGUCGCUCAUGUCCUGGUUCCUGGAGCAGAUACUCAUGUCAAAAAGGGCAUGGCGGGCGAGCUUGUUUUCGAAGGAAGCUUGGUGGCCAACGGAUACUUGAACCGGCCCGAAGCCAAGGGGUUCUGUGAGAUCAAUGGCAAGAGAAUGUACAGGACUGGCGAUAUUGUGCGAAUGGAUGCUGACAACUCGAUUCUUUUCCUCGGGCGGAAGGACGAACAAGUCAAGGUCCGUGGACAGAGAUUGGAGCUUGGCGAGGUAUCGGAAGUUGUGCGCUCCUUAUCUUCGACAGAAAGCGAUGUCGUCACGCUUCUUCUCAAGCACCCCGGCACUUCCAAACAGUUUCUGGUGUCCUUUUUGGCCCCUCUUGGGGCUCCUCAAAGUGAAAAGCUUCAGUGGGCCCAAGAGAAUCGACAGGACAGCCUCCAAGAGGCUUGUAGUCAGACGCUGCCAGCCUACAUGGUCCCCGACUUUAUCAUUCCCGUGACGAUGAUCCCUCUGAGGGACACUUCGGCAAAGACAGACGCCAAAACUCUGGAGCAAUUAUUCCGCUCUAUUUCACUCGGUGAGCUGUUUGGAGAUACUUCCGCAGAAACAGACACCGAAAGACAACUGCCAUCGAGAGACUUGACUCUGGCGGAAAGGGACAUGUUAUCGGUAAUUGAAAGUGUCGUGCCGCGUGACGAGGGCCGUCCCGUUGGGCCAGCAAGCACUUUGUUCCAGCUUGGGUUUGACAGUGUUUCCGCAGUCAAGCUUUCAUUCACUUUCAGAAGACUUGGAUACAACCUACCCGUGGCUCGGCUGCUACAGAACCCGACCGUCGAGGACUUGUGCCGCAUGAGCUACGAAGCAAAGUCUGCUCACGGUGACGCACCAAUCAGCUCCAAGACAAUAAAUGAGCAUUUCGGAGACCUUGAAAGACGAGCCAGGAAGCUUUUACAAAUUCAGGGUAUAACGCACAUCGAGUCAGUCCGACCGUGCAUGCCGCUACAAGAGAUACUCGUGGCGCAUACAAUGACCCACGAGUCUGAAGCUGAGAAUGAGUAUGUGUCUCAUAUGGUAUUUGAGCUGGGGCCGAGGAUAUCGAUUGAAAGCGUCAAGGCGGCGUGGAUUCCCGUUAUUAGGAACAAUGAGUUACUCCGAACUUGCUUCUCCAGACUAGGAGACGACAUUGUUCAGCUCGUUCUCGAAGACGAAUAUUCUGAACCUCGCUGGAAACAUAUCUCGGGACGCCCAGGCGAGUUGGAAGCUCAACUAAACUCUUCCAAGAAAGAUUUGGCGAACGACAUUGUGGCCAACAUCGACAAGCUACCUCCCCUCAGGUUUACUACGGCCAUUAACGAUGCCGAAUCUACAGACAGGUCACCUCUUUUCAUGCUCUCGAUCCAUCAUUCGCUGUAUGAUGGAGCUUCUAUCAAGUUGAUCUUUGAAGACUUUGAGGCAGCUUACAAGGGCCAAGACUUGGUACAGAGACCAUCUGUUUUGCCUUUAUUGAAACAUAUCGCAGCCCAGCAGCACAACCACGGCGAUGCCAGAAAGUACUGGACAGACUUGUUCCGCGAGUACCAUCCUAGCACGGAUUCGACGGUUCCAAAAUCCAGGAGAAGUGCGACAAAAACUUUGAGCGCAAGUCUGGGCGGCCUAGAAGGACUGUGCUCCCAAAUCAAUACUACGUUGUCAGCUGUCAACCAAGGAGCAUUCGGGUACGUGUUGUCACAGAAACUGCAGCGUGACGAUUUGGUCUACGGCGUUGUCCUCUCGGGACGAUCUGUUGAAGUAGAAGGCAUCGAGUCAAUGGCCGCACCUUGCAUCUCGACAAUCCCUCAACGACUUCAUCUGGGCGCAGAUGGAAAGACGCUAUCUGAACUGGUCAAGACAACUCAAGACAGGCUGUACACGUCCAUGGGAUACCAAUAUACAUCUCUGCGAUCUUUGCAACGGUGGCUGGGGAUUUCGGGCUCGCUGUUCUCCAGUUUGUUUUCCUUUACGAGAACCGGGCCUCCCGGGAAUGCAGUCGAUGACGAACCGAGAGUCCUUCAACAGGUUGAAGGCGAAAUGUUCCUCGACUUUGAGUUGGCCCUUGAGUGCGAGGCAGACUCGGCUACUGACACGGUAACUUUGCGGGCAAGCUCGACCAUGUUUGAGACGGCCGAGGAAUUGACGAGCUUGCUUGACGAAAUGCAGAGCAUUGUGUCAGACCUUUUACACGGCCAAGACAAGCUUAUCAAGGUAUCGGAGAAUAGUCUGAAGAAGAAGGUUGAAACCCAGCCUGAAGAUCACCAUUGGUCGCCGAUAGAGGAGCAGCUUCGAGAUAUUGUUGCGGAAUUCUCGGAUUGUACCCCAAUCGAGAUUAGCAGGACGGCGCCACUCAUCAAGUACGAUAUUGAUUCGAUUACGACCAUUCGAUUCUCAAAGAUGCUCCGCCAAACUGGGUUCCAAGUUUCCGGUGCCGACGUGCUCAGGAAUCCAAGCAUAGCCAAGCUAGCGGCGCAUAUUGAACACAAGCAUAACACGAGUGGCGCAGCUUCUGGACUGGCCACUCAAGGGUCGGUCGGCAAGUCUGUCGAUACUCCCAUCGAGAAAUACUGGUCCAAAGAUAUGAUUUCUGGCUCUACAACAGAAUCACUGAAUGAUGUCGUUGCCGUAUACCCGUUGACACCACUCCAAGCCGGCAUGGUUACAGCCACUGUCAUGAUGGACCCGUCGCUGUAUUCCCACCACCAUGUGGUUGAGCUGCCACAAGGCAUCGACAACGCCAAAGCGAAAGCAGCGUGGUUCAGCCUCGUCGCCAAACACGACAUUCUGAGAACUUCCUUCCACGAGACCAAAGGGCCACGUGCGCAGCUUGUCGGCGCAGUGCAUCAGAACCCAGUCCCGAAUUGGAGCGAAGUUGAAGUUGCAGAUUCUGUACAAGCAGCCAUUGACAACGUGACUGGGCGCACGAGAUUCGUCAAUAUUGCAUCGUUCGAGAGACCUCCCGUUGGCGCAACAGUCGUUCGUGGCCCGCAACACGCCGUGCUCGUUGUUUCUCUGCAUCACGCUACCUAUGACGGAGUCUCAAUUGGCUUCAUUUUUAACGACCUCUGGGCGCUCAUGCACGACUCCGACGUCCCCGAGCGCAAGCCGUUUUAUGAGUUCGCAACGGCGAUACAAGCGGCAGCGUCGGAAUCCGCAUCGUUCUGGGUCGACAGCCUGGCGGGCUAUCAUGGCGUGGCAGCUUCCGAGCCAAGCCAAAAUAAAAUUACUGCCCGCACUGUCGAGCUGACUCAGGACGUGUCUCUGUUGGAGAAAUGGUGUGCUGAGGAAGGGGUGACCGUCCAGACUAUCUGCCAAUUGGCGGUCGGCAAGGCCAUCGGCGCGCACACCAAGUCCAGAGAUGUUGUCAUGGGUCAAGUUCAUGCUGCGAGACUUGUCCUGCCGGGCGCAGAUGAGGUGGCUGGCCCGAUGCUCAACACAGUGCCUCUGAGAAUCUGUUUGAAGGAAGGGUCAUUCAGCAACAGCCGCUACUUGCGUGACUUGCAAGCGUUGCAGAAUGAUGCCUUGGAGCAUGUGCAUGCCUCGCUGUCCGAUAUUCAACAGCUGUGGAGACAGACUGAUGCUCACAACGAGCAGCUAUUCGAAGUUCUUUUCGUCUUCCGAAGAGGCGAGGACUCGGAGGAGCCGAAAUGGCCUGCAUCACCUGAGCAGCCUGAAGGAGAGCAGAAGGCUCUUCCUCCGUCCCAAUACGACUUGGUUGUUGAGAUUCACCAGAACGGGGAUGACACUCUCCAGCUCCAAGUCUACUCCAAGCUCUCAGAAGAAAUCACGGAUGAUGUAGUACGGCUACUUGUCGAAAGCUACGAGAGUGUCCAAAAGCGCGCUGAUGAACGCGCCAUUGCUUCUCCGGGUCUACUCGCCGAACUGCCAGCACCUGGGCUUGCAACGGCGAACGAGGCGACACCUGCUGCGUACAAUUUGGACGCCACCGAACGCUACCUGAGCUCUCUGAUCAAAAUACUGUCGGAGACCACAGACAACUCGUCUGAGAAGAUGGAUGCGCACACCAGCAUCUUCUCCCUCGGUGUCGACUCCAUCGUGGCGAUCCGUGUGGCUGGCGCGUGCAGGCGAGCCCAGAUUCCACUGACAACCAUGGACAUUCUGCGCAAUGCAAAGCUAGGCAAGCUUUGCGAAGUGGCCCUUGCGAAAGCAACCAGGCAGGACUCGGCGCGCGAAACGCCAGCUGGCGCCGAGGUCACAGUCUCGUCGGUCGACCGAGAGAUCAGACAGCAAGCCCUCUCCAAGCUAGGCAAAAAACCCGAGGAUGUGCAAGACGUAUUGCCGGUACUGGCUGGUCAAGAAUUCCACUUGGCGCUCUGGCUGCGCUCUGGAAAGACAUUGUAUGAACCAACAUGGGUUUUCAGGACGACAAGCGAACUGCAAGUGGACCGCCUACGGAGCGCUUGGGUGUCUCUCAUACAAAGAAACGAUUCCCUGCGGACCUGCUUUGCUCAAGUCAAGCCUACAGUCGCCGUCCAGGUCAUCUUGAGACCGAACGCCGCACAGGCAGCUGAGUCCUUCACGGUGCUGCAGGUGCCAGAGUCCAGCGACCUGGAGACCUUUGUCAAGGCGGAGAUUUCAAAGCUUUACCGGCGUCCGUCGUCGCUGUACGACCCCCCUGUUCACCUUUGUCUUGUUCGCGGAGGCGCUCGCGGCGAUGCUGUGCUCAUGAGGAUGCACCAUACCGUGUACGACGCCUGGAGCGUUGGCAUUCUCGUCGACGAUCUGACCCGUCUCUACCGGGGCGAUGCGCAAGAAGCGCAGCCCGCGGCCUUGUCCUUUUCCAAGUUCGUUGAAACCACAUUGAAAGAUCUCCGAGCCAACAACGAGCAAGAAUUCUGGAAGAAAGCCCUGCAAGGCUGCGAACCUACCGUCUUGGAGCCGCGCACCGCGAUCAAAGAGGAUGCGCCUCGCCAAAGGAGGCCAUUUGUCGUGUUUGACUGCGACGAGACCAGCAAAGCCGCUCUCGAGGCUGCGGCUCGCGCAUACGGAGUCACUGUGCAGUGUCUGAUUGUCGUCGCCUUUGGACGAAUGCUGGCAGAUACCACGAACGCGCGCUGCUCUCCGGUAUUUGGCUACUACACGGCCGGACGAUCGUCUGAGAUGGAUGGCAUGGACCGUCUGGCUAGUCCCACCGUCAAUAUGCUGCCGAUCGGCGUACCCGAGAACCUCAUCAAGGAGCACGAGUCCGACAAAACGAGCGCCACAAGGGAAGCCCUACAGGGCAUGCAAGAAAAGAUGCACGCUCGCUCGGGCUACGAGCAAAGCCGUCUGCGGGACGUGAUGGAGUGGGCAGCGACGGCGACGGCCACCCAAGCCGCCGCCGCCGCCGGCUCACGUCUUUUCAACACGCACUUGAACAUUCUCUGGAAUGACGAAAUUAUGCUUAAGUCAUCCGGCGCGUCGCAGGGCGAUGCAAUCCUGCAGCCAUGGCCUCUGGGCGUGCCGUCAGACUAUGCUUCCGUGGAGCCCUUGACUGCGCAGAGUUCGGUCGAGGGACUCGACACAUCCGUGGUCACGACCGAAGCGGUAUACGCCGAUGUUGGCGUCAGCCCAGAGACUGGCAACGUGGCUGUUGGCAUUGGCGGUCACGCGAGCUUGCGUGAUGUGGAGGGGCUCAAGGACAUGGCGGGCAUCUUUGCAAAGCGCUUGGCAGAACUGGUUGAGAGGAGCAGCAGAGAGAUGGAAGUUUAA